Molecule: messenger RNA, 2740 nt
Organism: Beta vulgaris subsp. vulgaris (sugar beet)
Lineage: Eukaryota; Viridiplantae; Streptophyta; Magnoliopsida; Caryophyllales; Amaranthaceae
Product: BTB/POZ domain-containing protein DOT3
Exons: 6
Coding region: 512-2371 (619 amino acids)
Molecular function (GO): protein binding
Source: RefSeq, a predicted model, not a curated record
AAGUCGCACAACUAGAUACAUACUAUGUCUAGUAGCAGUACCCAACCUCAAGGCCAAGUAGCAUAGAUAGGAGCAUAAUCCUUUUCCACCACCAAUUCCCAUGCAACAUUCUCUGCUAUUAAUGCUGUUUCUAUUGUAUACCACACAAUAAUUGCUGAUGUAUCUCCAUUGAUUAAGUGGUCGGCCACAAUAGGUAUGUACUAAAUGACAUUCUCUGUCCUAUGUAUCAACUUGAUUGACCUGUAACUGAACCCAGAUAUGUUUUACUUAAGAGUAAGCAGAUAGUCAGAUUUUCUGUUUCUGUCUGACAGUGAUAAAACUCUGUGACAAAUAAUAACCUAUAAGGAAGAAAAUUACAAGUCAUACAACUACCAUCCGAGUUGUCUUCUCAUCCAAAGCCACAAACUCAUCUGUCAUACAUUAAGCACAUCCUUGUCCCACCCCUGAAUCUCGUUCAAUAAGAAUAGCAUCCUCAUACCAUAUUUCUUCUGUGGGAAAAAAGGUAUUAACCAUGAAGAAACAUGCACUUACAACUGAAGCACGAAACCAGGAGAGUAGCAGAAAUGACACAAACCAAAUUCCCGGCAAGAUUAUACUUCCCAACAAAAACAACAAUGUAGCUUACAGCUUUGAAAAGAAGGAUCAUUCAUGGUUUGUGGUUUCUGAUAUCCCAACAGAUCUGUCAAUUCAAAUCGAAGAAGAUACCUUUCAUGUGCAUAAGUACGCACUAUUUACAAAAAGCGGCUACAUAAGCCAAGUAGACUUCCAGCCCACAAGCUCAAGUUUAGAGCACAACAUUAAGCUUGACAACUUUCCAGGUGGAGCAACAGCUUUCGAAGUAGUUCUAAAAUUUUGUUAUGGCCAACCUAUAGAUCUGAACCCCAACAAUGUGGCUCUUCUGAGGUGUGCAUCAGAAUUUCUAGAAAUGACAGAGGAAUUUGAAGAUGGAAACCUAAUAUCCAAGACAGAAGCCUUUCUAACAUUCAUAGUACUGGCUUCGUGGAGAGACUCAAUUAUAGUUCUCAAAACUUGUGAGAAUCUAUCUCCCUGGGGAGAAAACCUUCAGAUUGUACGGAGAUGUUGUGAUUCGAUAUCUUGGAAAGCUUUUCAAGACAAGAAUGAGCUGAUUGAUAAUGAUAGUUGGUGGUUUGACGAUGUUGCAACCUUGCGCAUUGACCACUUUAGCAGAAUUAUAGCAGCAUUGAAGUCAAAAGGUACCAAACCGGAGAUAAUAGGUUCAUGUCUCCAGCAUUAUGCAGAAAAAUGGUUGCCAAGGAUGGACGGAGAGGUAAUAGGGCAAAGAAGCCACUGGUAUGGGAAAAAUGAGCUCCAGUUCAGUAUUAUAAGUGGGACAAAUCAAGAAGGUGAUCUCAGCCAAAAUAAGGAGCAAAAGAUGAUCAUCGAAAGCCUCAUCAGCCUACUUCCCCCUCAGAAGGAAGCUGUUUCCUGUAAGUUUUUGUUAUGGAUGUUAAAGAUGGCUAUGAUAUACUCUGCGACACCAGCAUUAAUCUCAGAGCUCGAAAAGAGAGUUGGCUCAGUCUUGAAUAAUGCCAAUGUGCAAGACCUCCUGAUUCCAAGAUGUGGUAACCGAGGGACACUGUUAAAUUCACCAGAAGAGAAGACAAUGCACAACAUUGACACUGUGCAAAGAAUAGUGGAAUAUUUUCUGAUGCACGAACAGCAACAACACCAACAACAGAGGCUGAUUGAAAAUCUGGAUGUCAGUAAGCUCCUAGACAAUUAUUUGGCUGAAAUUGCAUCAGAACCAAAUCUCACAAUCUCUAAGUUCCAAGUUCUAGCAGAGGCAUUGCCAGCAAAUUCCAGACUAUGUCAUGACGGUCUAUAUAGGGCAAUUGAUACCUACCUGAAGACCCACCCUUCACUACCAGAGCAAGAGCGUAGAAGGUUGUGCAAGAUAAUGAAUUGUCAAAAGCUCUCAAUUGAUGCUUGCAUGCAUGUGGCGCAGAAUGAACGACUGCCAAUGAAAACUAUUAUACAGGUGCUGUUUUCAGAGCAAGUGAAGAUGAGGACUGCAAUGCAAAGCAAUGAAGAAACAAUUGGAGGCAAUACUCGCGAAGAUGAUGAAAGGUGGUCAUCUGCAAAGAAAGAGAUCAAGAUUCUUAGAACUGAGCUUGAGAAGGUAAAAGAAAAGAUGUCUGAACUGCAGAGAGACUACUCUGAGCUUCAAGGCGAAUAUAUAAAGCAGAUCAGCAAACCACGGAGAAACUCAAGCUGGAUUCAUAGAUUGAAAACGAUAAGACAACCAUCUUUUUUUAGUGAAAAGAUCGACACAGAACUUGGAGAAGAACAGGGAACAUCAAACCCAGGAGGCAAUAUACCCAAUAGUAGAAGAAGACAAUCCAUGCCCUAAGAAACCUUAUAGGUUGAACAAGACAUAGAUAAAGUUGCCAGAAAAAUCAGGAAUUCUUCAGCAUAGCAAUCACCAAAACAUCUUCUCCACAUCAAUCACAGUCCCUAAGUUUAUAGCUACGGGUCUCAUCUUGUAAGUGAACCAAGACAACAAAAACAGCACAUCGACCUGUUUAGGCACUGUAGAACAAAGAAAAUAUUGGAUCCAAGACCUAGAGCCAAUUGGACGGUGAAGAGCUAGAAAAAUCUGAGAUGAAAUAUUUCAUAAAAUGAUGUAAAACAGUGUGAUACCCCAGCCUGCCUAUUUAAUAAUUCAUUCAUUUGUGUGUUGCGGUAAUACGUGUCAAAUUUGAAAUGAUGUUUCAUUUUU